UGAUAACUAAUUAAUAAGAACCCCAUGGGUAAUGAGAAAUAAAACAGACUAUUCAUUUUUCUCUAUAUGCUCUUUGCUGGCAUUUUUGUGUCUAGUGGAAAAGAAGUGAGAGAGAGAGAGACACUUUAUUUUUUUAAAAGAGGAACUGCAUUUAUUCAUCUAAACUUAACUGCUGACUUCAUCCUGGCAUCUAAAAUGGAUCUCAAGUGUUCUCUGGAAGAAUGUGCAAUGGCACUGAACUUAUUUCUAAAUAAUAAAUUCUCUGAAGCCCUGGAAUUGCUUCGACCAUGGUCUAAAGACAGUAUGUACCAUGCUCUUGGCUAUGGCACAAUAUUAGUUAUGCAAGCUGCUAUGACCUUUGAACAACAGGAUAUCCAACUGGGAAUUUCUACAAUGAAGGAAGCUUUACAAACCUGCCAAAGAUUCAGAAAAAGAAGCACAGUGGUAGAGUCUUUGUCCAAUCUGGUUUCUAAACAGUCAGUGGAUCAGCUGAGUGAAGAGGAAAUGCAUGCUGAAAUCUGUUAUGCUGAAUGUUUAUUGCAGAAAGCAGCACUUACAUUUGUACAGGAUGAAAAUAUGAUCAACUUUAUCAAGGGUGGCCUCAAAAUUAGGACAAGUUACCAAAUAUACAAAGAAUGUCUUCAAGUGCUACAGAUGACUCAGGGCAACAAAAGCAAAAAUGAAACUUACCACCAGUUUGAAGGAGGAGUAAAGCUUGGGAUAGGAGCGUUUAAUCUGUUGCUGUCCCUUUUACCAGGAAGGAUUCUCCGGCUUCUAGAAUUUAUUGGCUUUUCUGGCAACAGGGAUAUAGGCCUCCUCCAGCUACGGGAAGGUGCUUCCGGUACAAGUUUGAGGGCCAUCCUGUGUACUUUCACCUUGCUGGUAUAUCACACUUUUGUCUGCUUCAUCCUUGGUAUAGGAGAAGCCAAUCUUGAGGAAGCAGAGACUCUACUUGAACCCUACCUCCAGAAGUUUCCAAAUGGUUCCAUUAUUUUAUUCUAUGCUGCCAGAAUAUCUAUACUGCAAGGAAAUUUUGAAAAGGCGCAGUUAACACUCCAAGAAUGCAUUGCAGCCCAACAAGAGUGGAAACAGAUCCAUCACCUCUGUUACUGGGAGUUGAUGUGGUGCUACACAUUCCAGCAGAACUGGCUUCAAGCAUAUCGGUAUGCAGACCUGCUCUGCAAAGAGAGCAGGUGGUCUAAGGCAAUAUAUGUGUUCCAGAAAGCUGCAAUUUUGUGUAUGCUUCCUGAUGAUGAUGUGAAGAAAACUGGGGAGAACAUUGUAUCUUUGUUCAGACAAAUAGAAGGCCUAAGGCAAAGAAUUGCAGGAAAAUCUAUUCCAACAGAAAAGUUUGCAGUUAGGAAAUCACGUCGCUAUGCAAGUUCUCAGCCAGUGAAGCUUAUACUACCUGCCCUGGAAAUGAUGUAUGUCUGGAAUGGUUUUGCAGUUGUAGGCAAAAGAACAGACCUUACAGAAAGUUUAUUAAUAACAAUUGAAAAAGAAGAAACUGCUCUACAGAAUGAAGCUAAUCAUAGUGAAUACUACAUGGAUGAUGUAUGCUUGCUGCAGUUACUAAAAGGCCUCUGUCUGAAAUACCUGGGAAGACUCUUGCAAGCUGAGCUGUGUUUCAAUCAAGUUAUCCAAAGUGAAAAACAGAUAAAGUAUGAUAACUACUUGGUGCCAUUUACCCUAUAUGAGUUGGGACUUCUGUACAAACAACGGGAUGAGAGAGAAAAAGCAAUACGAUACAUAGAAACUGCAAAAAACAAUUACAAGGAUUACUCCAUGGAGUCCAGGUUACAUUUUAGGAUUCAUGCAGCACUUGACAGUUUGAAAGUGACUCCUGCUUCAACGCCUUGACUUACCCAAAGAAGGAUCUUCUUCAUGAAUGCAAGUGUCUACGCAAUCUUGUUCAAUAGGUGUAAAAAAAAUCAUGAAAAAGAAAAAAAUUAUAUUUUCUAUCAUCUUUCUGAUUUACUAUUUGUCAUACUUUAGGCUGUUCUUUUCUAUGAUGCAUAUACAAUAUCUCUGCUUGACACUUUUAAGAAAUACCUUUUAUUUAAUUUGCUAAAAUAAUGUAAUGUUUGACUUGAAUGGGGCCAGUUGCAGGUGCAAUAAAGUCAUUCAAACACUUUAUUUUUUAUGUAAAAAAUAAUGCUGUUUAUGGAGCUGUUUGAGUCUAGGUAAUGAUUUCGGCAUUCCAUGGAGACUUAUUAGGAUUUUUCUGCCUCUGGAAUAAAUUUGCUGGCUGCUAAGAGUCUGUCAUACAGUUGAUACACCUCUGAUAUUGGAAUUUUUGUACCAAGGAGAAGAUUCACUAACUUUGGGCCAGAAGAUGAAAAAGGCUCAAUUUUCCUUCAAAGAACAUUUUGUUUUCAGUGCAAUAUUUUUACCAUAUCCUUCAAGACAAAAUUAGACACUGUUGUAAUUACAUUGGCUUUACAGUCCUUUGUUUCAAUCUAAACAAGUGAUUUCAGGGAGCACUUUCCAGUCUUGUUGGGUUGCAGCCAAAAUAUAUGAAUAUUUGCAGCAGUGUACUCUUUUCCCAGGUUGAUACGUAUUCUGAACUGUUCCAUUAGCGUUAGUAAGUUACCUGUGCAUCAGCAGAGUAAACUUCAGCUCUCUCCUUCCCCCACCCUCAAAAGGGCAAAAUUCAGUGUAGUUAAUACUACUUAAUAAGGAAUAUAAAACAUGAAAGGUUUCCUUCAUGAUUAUUUGGUGAGCUACAUCUAAUAUUUGCUCACUUUUCCCUUUUCACUCUUAAUAGUUCCCAGUUGUUAUAUAACAGCCCAUAAUUUAGGAAUAUUUUAAUCCAUUUUACUGUAAACCAAAAGCUAAAUGCGCUGAUUUUGCAAGUAAUCAUUUUACAGUCUAUUUCCAUGUUUUAUAAGUGUUACUAUAUUAUUCUAGUAUGCUGAAUUGAUAAUAUAUCCAACUGCAUAGUUACUGUGAUUUAAUAUCAGGAAAAGGAAAGAAACCAAACCAAGAGGAAACAUCUUUGUUCAGAUUUACUCAUCCUCAGUUAAUGUAAAUUAAUUCAAAUUUUUAUAUUAAAUAUUUACUUUAAAUUAAAUGUUAUAGUUAUUAGAGGGGUACUUGGUAGCCGUGUUGGUCUGAGACAAAAAGACAUGCAAAAAACUAGAACUCUUUGGUUCCAAAAUGAUACCUUUUAUUAGACCAACUGGAAAAUGGCAAGAAAAUUGUCCUUUUCUGCAAGCUUUUGGGAUCAAAGUCCCUUUGUCAGGCUCUGGGAAAAGUGUAGAUGGUAUAAGAUGGUAAAAAGUCCCCAUAGGUAGGAAAUAAACUUCAGUUUUGCACAAAGGGAGCUGGAGAUGGAAAUCUGCCCCUCUGAGUUAUUAUAGUUAUUAGAUGACUUUUUAAGACCAUAGUUUCCUCCUGGACAUUUUCAAAAACCUUACUUUUUUGAGAAUGUUUUAAUUAAGUAGAAAAGUAUGUGUCCUUGACACAAGAACAUUCAUAGCUGCAGUAAUAGUAAAGAUUAAUGUGAGUUUAAAAAUCCCAUUGCAAAGUUCUUAAACUUUAUCCAAGACCAGUUGGCUUCAAUGGAUUUUGGUUAGGAUCUUUAGAGCCUGAAGGAAUAAAAACAUGCCUAAUUUUAUUCAUAUGUAUGAAUUCAGUAAAAUUAUAUUUUGGGUAGUUGUUUUCAGAUUAGACUCUAAAAAUGCUAAUGGUAUAUAACAUAAGCAGAAUACUUUCCGUUACCAUAAAACAUACAGGACCAAAUUCAUUCUUGUGUAAUUUCAGUUAAAGUAUAGGAAUUUUAAAAUUUUGCUCUUGAUUAUUAACUCGGAUUGAGAGUGUGCAGAUUGACUACUCAUUAAGCUACACAGUACUCUCUGUUAUUUCCCUCUUCAUUUAAACUCAUGGUAUUGAUUACCAGCUUAAAAAAUAAUAGGAAAUGUGGAUAGCUAAAGUAUGAGACAAUCCUUUUUGACUUUGACAUGCAUUCCUGGAUUAUCUGCAGUUUAGUUUCUACUGCCAACCCUCUCAAACAUGCAGAAUGGCUCCAUGUUUAUUCAAAAGUGAGAACAGUGCAAUAAUAAUACUAUAUUCUAUAUGGCAAACAAAUACAUAGUGAACUGAACAGAUGGAUGCACAGGAAACUGGAGCAGGAGUGAAACCAGUUUUCAAUGAAAGACAACAACUGAAUUGUUUGUGGUUCGCUUAGUUUGAAUAUAAUGAUGUUAUACUGCUGACUGCAUCACAAAUCAUGAUUUUUGGAAAGCAGACAGGGUGCUGUGUCAGGAAAGAGCCAAUUGCUUUAAUGUUUAAUAUAUAAUAAUGUAGCAGGAUACAUUUUCACUAUCCUUUUCAAGAGUAUUUGUACACACUUUCCUUUAGUAGUAAUAUCAACAUCCCCAGUCUUUCUCUGUCUGUCUGUAUGCCUCUCUCUCUCAUUAAAAUGAUGGUUUUUAUGUCCUCUUGUUGAAGGCAGCCAUAUUGUUUAAGUAAGUAGAAUGGUAUACAGAAUGGGCAUAUCAACAUAAUUUUGCCAUGUGAUGUUAUUGUUAACAUUUUGAUGCACUCAGUUUUCUAGUAUGACUGUUAUAGAUAUAUUCUCCCCAUCUUUCUUGGCAUUCUUGCCUGUAUUAGGCUCUCAAGGAAAGCAGGUCUUCCUAGCUUCAUAGUAAACUAUUCAUUUGUAGGUCUCAAAAUAGAAAAUGUAAAUACAGAACAUGUACAUGUGUGUGAGAGAGAGAAAGUACUAAUCUUUCACACUCCCAGAUUUUAGCAGAGUUCUUAUGAUGGAUGCAUUUCCUUCACAGCCACUUCAUCAGAGGCUCAGAACUCCGGUAUCUUCCAGUGAAGUUGGAGCAGUAUGUCUUAAGAUAUUAGAUUCAUGUUAGAAAAUGAGAUUUAACAAUAAGAAAAUUAUAAUUAAAACUUUUAAAAAAUCUGCUGCAUGCUGUACUGUGCAGAGCCUUUAUUAUAAUACAUUUUUAGUCUUGCUGCUGUUCAGGACUCUCACCUCCGUUGCUUUUACCCCAUAUAAUUCGUGAGUAAUAAUUUGAAACCUUAAUUUCCUACAGCAUAGUUUACCCAGAUCAAACAAAAAUGCAAAUUAGAUUGACAUAAGUGGACCAUACAUAAUGUGUCCAAGCGCAUAGUUAGUCCCUUAAUUUGGACAGCAUGGUUUAGCAUUAAUUAUAACAACAAAAAAUAAGUAAAGGAAAAAGACCUCUUUACUCUUAAAAUCGUAGCAGAUAUGUGAUUUUAAAAAAGGGGAAAGGUAUACCCAUCAGCACAAUUGGAAUUAUAAGGUAAAGUUUCACUUCACAUCAGUAAUUUUAUGCAUUGAAAUUGUUAGUAAGAGUACUGAGUUUAUGCUUGGUGUUUGAAUUUUCAUUCUGUUGGUGAAGGGUUGUUUAUAUAUAAUGUAAUAAGAUUUUAAGCACUGGUUUUACCAGCUUUUUCAUGGAAACUUUAAAGAAAAAUCAAAAACCUUAUUGAGGAAUUGUGUUUAUAUAUCUUAAUGUACAUGAACAAACAGCUACAUUCUGUACAUCAUAGCUGAAGAAUGUAUGGUAAUUAGAUUUUGCUUUAUGUUUUUAGAACAUUCUGCCAAUUCAAGCAUAAAGAUAACAAUAAUCACUUCCUGUACGUGUAACAUAAAUUCAGCUUAUGCUGUGCAACUAUUUUACUACUCGCCCUGAUGGUUAAUGUACUUCUGUUAUUGUAAACAUUCAUUGCAUAGUUCAACAAAGACUGUUUAUAUUUGCCCUAGUGAUGGUAUUUAUUUGUGCUUAAAAAUACUGGAGUUUGCACAUGUUAAAGGGAUGCUAUUUUAAUAUGUAAUAUUAGAAUGAACAUGGAUAAAAGAUGAAAAAUAUUUUUGGCAUUAAAAGUAUAAAGAAAGAGACUAAUUCAUGCUAAUAUACUGGGUGAGAUUCAAAUUUCAAAUCAGUUAUUUAUGGUUUAUGUUGAUGUAACUGAGAACAGAAUUUGACCCAGAUUGUAACUGUGCAUUAGGAACACUAAACAUGAGCAGUAGGAAAUAUCAGUGGGUAGCAGAUAUGUGAUUCAGGGACGCAAGAAGUCCUUUAGAUUGUACCUUCCAAUGUAACAAGUCCUAGAAAAGAAAUUGUGUUUUGGCGUAUGGAUGGUUAAUAUAAAAAAAGCACUGAUUGUCAGUUGCUAUACAUUAGAUACCAAAUAGUACCUCUGUGCAUUUAAAGGAAAGUUGCAGUGAUUAUUGAUAACAAUAUACGCAGCUGUAUAAUUUACAACAGGAUUUUCAAAGGAGCUUAAUCUCUGAGAGUUAAAUUAACUGCUUAAGGAUAUUUUGAAAUUUCCAGCCUUAUUAAACACAAGACAAAUUCUGCUUUUUUACAUUUGUAAGCAGAUUUCAAUCUGCUUCAGUAAUUACACACUUGGGAAAAUAAAUGUUUGUGCCAUUUUCAGUAUA
Molecule: messenger RNA, 6427 nt
Organism: Alligator mississippiensis (American alligator)
Lineage: Eukaryota; Metazoa; Chordata; Crocodylia; Alligatoridae
Gene: TTC39B
Product: tetratricopeptide repeat domain 39B
Exons: 18
Coding region: 67-1860 (597 amino acids)
Molecular function (GO): protein binding
Source: RefSeq, a predicted model, not a curated record